UUGAUCUGCAAACGCGAGAAAGUUGAAGUGAAAGAGCCUCUAAAAACGUGGCCAAUCAAUGCGUACGAACGGCCGGAAUACAACCCCAGGACUAACGAAGUGGAACCAUUGGAUUGCCUAAUGAAAAAUAGUGAAACAAAUCUGAAAAAGCCCAAGUUGACGGUUCCCCGAAAAACCAAGGCAAAGCCAAAGAAAAAGUAUCAGACGAAAAAACGGAUACCAACCACAAAAAAACCCAUUGAAAUGGUUCCAGCCAAAGAACUGACGCCAGUGGUAGAGGAAACCUUGGAGAUGGUUCGGGAGUUAAGUGCUGGAUCAUUCGGCAAGAAAUUUGGGUUGGACCUGCUCAACAACCAAACCAUGUUAUUGGCCAUAAUUAAAGGAAUGGAGAAUGAAGAGAACCAAAGGAGUGAUUCCUCAGGACCCAGCGAUUCUUCUAGUAAUAAGAGAAAAUAAAACGCAUUUAUUUAAA
Messenger RNA from Dendroctonus ponderosae (mountain pine beetle), 472 nucleotides. RefSeq lists its product as uncharacterized. NCBI's taxonomy places the organism in Eukaryota, Metazoa, Arthropoda, Insecta, Coleoptera, Curculionidae. The record is from RefSeq and is a predicted model, not a curated record.